Molecule: messenger RNA, 306 nt
Organism: Thermochaetoides thermophila DSM 1495
Lineage: Eukaryota; Fungi; Ascomycota; Sordariomycetes; Sordariales; Chaetomiaceae
Exons: 3
Coding region: 1-306 (101 amino acids)
Source: RefSeq, a predicted model, not a curated record
AUGCAUCGCGAAAACGCCGUGCUUGACUUGGCAGAACUCCGCGGUCCUCCCCUCCCUGAGAACGAGUGGUGGGAGAGCGAGUCCGACGCAGAGUUGGCCGACCUCGUCCUGGUGGCCCAGCCCUCCGACACAUCCGCUCCUCGCCAUGAAGACGAAGACAACGACAGCGGAGAGUACGACGAGCCAUGCGCGCCGGUCCUUCCACCCUCGCGUUGGACCGACAAACUCACGUUCUGGGUGAUCAUCGUCGUCGGUGUCUCGAUGGCGAUUCUCAAAAAGUCAGUCGACUACGCGAUCGUGUUUUAG